Molecule: messenger RNA, 2063 nt
Organism: Rubroshorea leprosula
Lineage: Eukaryota; Viridiplantae; Streptophyta; Magnoliopsida; Malvales; Dipterocarpaceae
Source: the annotation of a GenBank genome assembly
UUCCUUAUUGAUUACUGAAUAAUUUUGGGUUAGUAUUGGUUAGUUUUUAUGAGGAUUGUUUCAAUAUGAAGUUCUCAACCAUUUUAUGUAUAAAAUUUCAGUUGCACACUAACAAUGGGAACAACCGCUACAAAUGAAAAUGGCGGCAAAGGAUUGAGGAAGAGGAUAUGGAGAUUUACAAAGGAUGAUUUCCUACCGGAGGAGUCCUUCCGUAGCUGGGGAAACUAUGUCAACGCAUUGUCCCACACUGGGCAACGGCUCAAAGACCGUCUCCUGACUCGGUCCAUGGACGAAGUCGAGCUGCACCAGGUGCGGGCACGCAGCCAGCACCAAAUGAAGAAAACCCUUAGUUGGUGGGACAUUAUCUGGUUCGGCGUUGGAUCAGUCAUGGGCUCCGGUAUCUUCGUCCUCACCGGGGAAGCUAUGAGGAACUACGCCGGCCCCGCCGUAGUAAUCUCCUACGUUAUAUCGGGUGUCUCAGCUUUACUCUCUGUUUUGUGCUACACUGAAUUUACUGUUGAAUUGCCUGUCUCCGGAGGGUCAUUUGCGUAUCUCAGGGUGGAGCUUGGAGACUUCAUUGCUUACAUUGCCGCUGGAAACAUCCUUUUCGAGUAUGUUGUGGGCGGCGCCAGUGUGGCGAGGUCAUGGACUUCGUAUUUUGCUACCUUGUGCAACCAUGAUCCAGAUAGCUUCCGCAUCCAUGUACCAUCCUUCCCAGAAGCAUGCAGCUAUUUAGACCCGAUUGCCGUCGGAAUUUCGAUCCUGAUCUGUAUCGGAGCAAGUGCGAGUAUUAAGGGGUCGUCGAGGUUCAAUUCUAUCACGAGUAUUAGCCAAAUUUUUGUUCUGAUCUUCAUCCUCAUCACCGGUCUUACCAAGGCAAACCCAAAGUAUUUAGUCGAACACUUUGCUCCCCAUGGUAUCCGGGGCAUGCUGAAAGCUUCCUCGAUCUUGUUCUUCGCUUAUGUGGGGUUUGACGGAGUGGCCACCCUCGGAGAGGAGAUCAAGAAUCCGGGUCGGGAUAUUCCGAUAGGAUUGAUCGGAUCCAUGAUGAUCAUUAUAGGCUUCUACACCGCUCUCUCUACAACUCUUGCCUUGAUGCAGCCGUACACCCACAUUGAUACCAACGCACCAUUUACCAUGGCAUUCAAAGCUGUGGGCAUGGACUGGGCAAAGUACGUCGUCGCAACUGGUGCUCUGGAAGGCAUGACCGCAGUUCUGCUGGCUAACAUAAUAGCCCAAGGGCGAUAUUUCACCCACAUUGGCCGGACCCACAUGGCGCCCCCGUUUCUGGCGGCCAUCAAUAAGAAGACUGGAACUCCGAUGAAUGCUACAAUCAUCAUGACCCUUCUAAACUCCAUUGUAGCUCUCUUCACCAGCCUGGAUGUACUGGCGAGCCUCCUUUCCAUAGCCACUCUGUUCUUGUUCUCACUAGUAGCCCUGGCCCUUAUAGUCCGACGCUACCAUGUCACUGGAGAGACCACAGAUUCCGAUAGGAACAAACUGAUCGCAUUCCUAACUCUAAUUGUGGGAUCAUCUAUGGCUACUGCUGCAUACUGGGCUGUGAGCUCCGGAUGGUUUGCUUACUCCAUAACAGUUUCAGUUUGGUUCCUGUCAACACUGGGACUUCAAUUGACGCUGAAGGAAGCAAGGAAGCCUAAGCUCUGGGGAGUUCCAUUGAAUCCCUGGUUACCCUCAGCCUGUAUUGCGUUUAAUCUGUUGGUGAUGGGUUCAAUUGACAGGGCCUCCUUCGAGAGGUUCGGGAUUUGGACGUUGCUCCUCCUGGUAUACUACAUCUUUAUUGCCCUGCAUGCUUCCUAUGAUGCAGCUAAGGAGAUUGAAAGAGAAACCAACAAAUCUGCUCCGGCAACUCUUGAGGCAGGGAAAUCCUAGGAAUCAAAUAGUUUUCAAACUAUUUACCAAAAAAGUUGCAUUCAAAUAAGAAGAGUUUCACAAGGACAAAAUUUCAGUUGGUGUUUUUCUCGAGUAUCUCAGUUGACAUCUUUUUUUUUUUUUUUAAUUUAAUCUGCAACUUUUUCGUACUUCAAUUAAGCAAGAUUCAAUAA